Entrophospora sp. SA101 is the source of this 738-nucleotide messenger RNA. The record is from the annotation of a GenBank genome assembly. Lineage: Eukaryota; Fungi; Glomeromycota; Glomeromycetes; Entrophosporales; Entrophosporaceae.
AUGAGUGCAGGGUUGACCAACCAGACACCUUCUCCUCAAUAUCAGCAAUAUAAUAAUGACCAAUCUUCAAAUACACCAUCUGCAACUAAAGGAGAUGAUACCAAUGGUUCUAAUAAUAACAACUAUAACAAAUAUAACUAUGACGGAAAUAUGAAUGCAGGGUUGACCAAUCAGCCACCUUCUCCUCAAUAUCAGCAAUAUAAUAAUGACCAAUCUUCAAAUCCACAAUCUGCAACUAAAAGAGAUGACAUCAAUGGUUCCAACUAUAACAAAUAUAACUAUAACGGAAAUAUGAAUGCAGGGUCGACCAAUCAGCCACCUUCUCCUCGAUAUCAGCAAUAUAAUAAUGACCAAUCUUCAAACCCACAAUCUGCAACUAAAAGAGAUGACAUUAAUGGUUCCAACUACAACAGAAAUAUGAGCGCAGGGUUGACCAACAAGCCACCUUCUCCUCGAUAUCAGCAAUAUAAUAAUGACCACACAGGAUUAACCAAGCAGCCACCUAUUGCUCAAUAUCAGCAAUAUAAUAAGGAUCAAUCUUCAAAACCGCAAUAUGCAACUAAAAGAAGCGACAUCAAUGGUUCCGAGCAUAACGGCUAUAACAGAAAUAACAAUGGCGGAAAUAUGAAUGCAGGGUCGACCAAUCAGCCACCUUCUCCUCAAUAUCAGCAAUAUAAUAAUAAUACUAAAGGAGGUGACAUCAAUGAUUUCGAUUAUGACGACUAUAACAGCUAUUAA